Molecule: messenger RNA, 1560 nt
Organism: Miscanthus lutarioriparius
Lineage: Eukaryota; Viridiplantae; Streptophyta; Magnoliopsida; Poales; Poaceae
Source: the annotation of a GenBank genome assembly
AUGUCCCUGAUGACUUCCCUGCGACUUUCCACAUGCCGCCGUCGCCUGUCUGCUCAGCCUCCAGCAUUACAGGACACACCUAUGUUACCUCCUAUAGGGCCAUCGGCUUCGAAUACACGCCGUAGACGCAGGCACCCUCCGGUAACCUCGUCAGCUCCAGAAGUGCCACGCCCCAGUAUCAUCGCUUCGCCUGAUCCCUACCGGAAACGUAAGGCUCAUAUGUUGGUCAGUCCACAGCAAGGCACUGUUUACUCGCCUUUCAAGCUUGGCCCAUUAUCUCACGCAUGCCGUUAUUGUGGGGCCUUAUUUUGGUAUGAGGAGCGUGUCAAGCAAGACCGACAUGCAUCAUCGCCCGUAUACACCAAGUGCUGCAAAAAGGGGAGUGUCAUCUUGCCUCCAUACAGGCCGGCUCCGGAACCUUUGCGUGGUCUUCUCACAGGAGUGGACAAAUCACUAUCAGCUCAUUUCUUCGAAAACAUCAGGUACUACAACUCUAUGUUCGCCGUUACAUCGAUGGGCGUUCGUGUGAUUGAGUCUAUCAAUGAUGGUCGCGGACCAUAUGUGUUCAAGAUAAGUGGCCAGCUCUGCCACCGUAUUGGGUCACUCUUGCCGAGGGACGGACACCGACCUGAAUAUGCUCAGCUAUAUAUAUUUGACACUGAUAAUGAGGUCAGAAAUAGGAUGAAUGUAGCAAGUUAUACAGGAAGCAAUUUUUCUCCACGCCAAGAUAUUGUUGCUGCACUUAUAGACAUGUUCAACACACAUAACCCAAUUGUCCAACUGUUCAGAACAGCUCGUGAUAGAAUAGUUGGAAGUGCUCCAGACAAAUAUGUCAUAAGAUUGUAUGGUGAACCUGAUAAGCAUGGUGACAUAUUUAGUGCUCCUGUGGCCUCUGAGGUUGUUGGCUUAGUAGUUGGUGAUGUAGGUCAAAGUGAUGGUGGCCGUGAUUUAAUUGUGGAAGAUCAAUCUGCUGUAUACACGAUUGAGUUCCAAAAACGUGGCCUUCCACAUGUUCAUAUUAUAGUAUGGUUAAAUAAGAACGGACCGCUUACAGCUUCUGAUGUUGACAAACUCAUAUCUGCACAACUACCAGAUCAAAAUGUUGAUCCAGUUGGGUAUGAAGCUGUCAAGACAUUUAUGAUCCAUGGUCCUUGUGGAUCUGCUAACCCCAGGUGUUCAUGCAUGGUCGAUGGUCAAUGUUCCAAGCACUAUCCUAAAGAAUAUUGUGACAGGACAGUAAUCUUGCAGAAUGGCCAUGUUCGGUACGCCCGACCAAAUAAUGGAAACAAUGCAAAAAAGAAUGGCAUUGAUCUUGACAAUCGCUUUGUUGUUCCUCACAACGUUGACUUAUUGGUCAAAUAUCAGGCCCACAUAAAUGUAGAGAGGGCUAAUCGUGAUGGAAUGGAAAAAUACCUAUUCAAGUACCUUGCUAAAGGAUUCGAUUGUGCAAGGGUGGGCCUCCAGCGUAGGCGGCCAUUCACAGAAACUUCUAUACAAAGAUUUGAUGAGAUACGUGCCUACCUGGAAUGUAGGUGCAUAGCUCCAAAUGAGGCAGCAUAG